This is a messenger RNA of Penicillium macrosclerotiorum, 2964 nucleotides long. Its product is annotated as phosphatidate phosphatase App1 family protein. The coding region runs from base 1 to 2964 and encodes 987 amino acids. The record is from RefSeq and is a predicted model, not a curated record. Gene Ontology annotation, cellular component: actin cortical patch. Gene Ontology annotation, molecular function: phosphatidate phosphatase activity. The transcript has 3 exons. NCBI's taxonomy places the organism in Eukaryota, Fungi, Ascomycota, Eurotiomycetes, Eurotiales, Aspergillaceae.
AUGCUGCAGCCCGGGGCCAUUCCUGGAUCCCUACUAACUCUUUUCUUUUCUUUUCGCGGUCAUUUAGCCUAUCUUUACUCGCACGAGCCGCAGGGCAGCCGUGUCCUCGGACAGAGCCACCAUCACCAACCAGCCUCCUUUCCCAACCAAGGAAUCCUGGCUCCUAAAUCGCAUUUUCGCUGGUCUCUUCUCCGGCCAAGAUCUUUCCUCUCCGGGCACCCACCCUUAGCUGGCCUUUUCUCCACAUCCCAUCCUCUCUUCCGUCGUGAUCCCAAGCCCAACAAACUUUCAACCCUUCUUCGUGUCCUCGUGGGUCCUCUUGUAACUCGACGUGCCCAAAAUCGUGUCUGGAAUUUCCGCUACGAGACUCUCCCCGCCCUUCGGCACAGAGCACAAGCGAGACUCUACCGUGCCAUCCUCAAGCGACAGGCGCGACUCGCCGCGCGCAAUCGCAGGUUCGGUAGAGGCCUUGCUGCCUAUUUCCUUGGCCCCCGGCGACGCCUGCUGCUGAAGGGCGGGAGAAGUGGUCUAUCCGGUAGCAGCCACUGGAUCCCGAGACGUGCAGGAGCGGCCAAAGGAGAACCCCCCAGCGGGGCGAAAAAUGCUGCGAAAGGCCUCAUGGCACAAUCAUCACCAUGGGGUGUGAACAGUGGCGACGGAGCUGGUGCACCGGGAAGCCGUCGCAAAAAGGCCUACGAGUGGCUCAGGGCCGCAAAUGAGGUGGGCCAGGCGUAUGCGUCGCGAUGGACCAGCCAGCGCACCGACUCGCAGGAAGACUACUACCACACACCUGGUGCCUUCCCCGACGUGGAGAUUGCGCGAUCGGGCGAUGAGGAAAUGGUGUUAUUUCCCAGCUAUGCGAGGCGAUUAAUACCCAGAAAGAAGGUCGAUACUCGGACCCGAGAACGUCGUGAUUCGUGGUCGCAGACUAUCGAUGAAUACCGCGGAAUAUCGGAAGAGAGUAAUCCUCUGGGAGACAGCUGGGACGAUCCCCCCUUGAGAGUGCCCCGAGGCCCCAUGAACCGGAAGCACCGCCUCAUGGUCAAGCUGGCUCGAACUUUGAGCGGCAUUCCGACCCCAUCUGGCGCAUCCGCCGAGGAUGGUGCCGACCGAGUGCCGAACAAAGGCGAGGAUGAAUAUGUGGAUAAACAAAUGCAGACCCUAGUCGAAACCGCAGAGAAAGAUGCCGACCAAGCCUGGAAGAAUUCCAAAGGAGACCGCACAAGAACAAGUACAAGUCAAGCUGUGGCGAUGACCAAAGAUGAGAUUUCCAUGGCCAACGCGCAUUUAAUGGAGCGCCUGCGGCCAUUUUUAACAAACCCCAUGGCAGGAAUGCCGGUGACGAUCUUCUUUUUCAAUGAAGAGGAAAGCGAGUCACGCAACCUCUUGACAGACGAAUCGGGGCAUUUUAAUAUCCGCGCAGCAAUGCCGUUUGUACCGACCCACAUCAGGGUACUUGCAUCAGAGGAUCUUUCCGCAGCGAAACCAAUCGAGAUCAUUGAACCGAUUGGUAUCAGUUUGAUCAGCGAUAUUGAUGACACUGUGAAACACUCUGCCAUUGCCAGCGGUGCCAAGGAAAUGUUCCGUAACACCUUCGUCCGGGAGUUAUCGGAGUUGACUGUCGACGGAGUCAGCGAGUGGUACACCCAAGUAGCUAAGCAAGGCGUGGAAAUACAUUAUGUCUCUAAUGCCCCAUGGCAAUUGUAUCCAUUGCUGGAACGAUACUUUAAGCUGGUUGGAUUACCUCCUGGCUCCUUUCACCUAAAGCAAUAUACGGGCAUGCUGCAGGGAAUUUUCGAACCGACUGCAGAGCGCAAGCGAGGGAAUCUGGAACAGAUCCUGCGAGACUUUCCUGAACGCAAAUUCAUUCUUGUUGGCGAUAGCGGCGAGGCUGACCUGGAGGUAUAUACCGAUAUCGUUCUGGCCAAUCCCGGCAGGAUUCUAGGAAUCUUUAUCCGUGAUGUUACUACCGCAGAUGACAAGCCAUUCUUUGAACCAUCUAAUAGUCAUUUGGACACGACAGCUGCCCGCAGUCAAAGCAUGCCACAGCCAUUGGACCAUGCUGAUUCCUUUGCCAAAAGACCUGCACUUCCGCCUCGACGACCCCGAGAGCUGCGGCCUCCUCCGGGCAAUGAUUCGAAGAGCUUUGAUAAUGGAGAUUUGAUUGAUUUGCGGGACGAAGAUCAAUUAGAGGUGGCACCUGAGAUUCCUAAUGCAACAAAGCCACGAGUUCCACCCACAAUACCUUCGAAACCAUCUUCUCUACGCACCAUACCUGCUGCUGCAGGUAUCGCUGGACUUGAGGCCGUGGAUACGCAAGCUUCGAAGGCAGAUUCAAUUCGUCGCAAGCCGGUCCCUCCUUUGCCGCCACGGCGGACAUCUAUGGCGAAGACCGAUUCGUUGAUUGAUCUUGAGCCGUCUCCUGUUUCUCGCAGCUAUACCGAAUCCUUUGCAAACGAGAGCCACGAAAGAGGGUUGGCGUUUCGUUCCAAGCCUCCACCGCCCCCGCCCCCUCGGCGUUCGAAUACAGCAUCCUCGGUCAAUAGUCCUGCAUCUAGCGUAGCAACCACUCCCCGCCCAGCAUCUGCCACAAAACAAUCAUACCCUGCGGCCGCCGGAGCUGCCGCUCAAGCAGCUCUCAACUACGCCACAGAGCGUCUGAAUUUCACUGGUGCACCCUCUCCUGGAUUACGAAGCCCUGCAUCCAGCCAGUCUCUUAGGCGGACUAACACCUACGGCACAAAUGACGCUAACCUGCCGCCAUCUCCCCUUCCAAACAAACGGGAAGAACUCUGGAGGCGACGCUGGGAACGCGCAAGCGAAAUACUUGGCCAGAAAGGUGUUCUACUGGGAAGUUGGCGCAUCGGAAGUGAUGUACAGCCAGUGUGUUUGUGGCUAGUGGAAGAGGCGAUGAAGGAGAUAAGAUCGAACCCGACGCAGACAAGCGCUGGACGCAAAUUAUAG